This is a messenger RNA of Talaromyces amestolkiae, 4272 nucleotides long. RefSeq lists its product as uncharacterized. The coding region runs from base 1 to 4272 and encodes 1423 amino acids. The record is from RefSeq and is a predicted model, not a curated record. Gene Ontology annotation, cellular component: membrane. NCBI's taxonomy places the organism in Eukaryota, Fungi, Ascomycota, Eurotiomycetes, Eurotiales, Trichocomaceae. Gene Ontology annotation, molecular function: ATP binding; ATP hydrolysis activity; ABC-type transporter activity. Gene Ontology annotation, biological process: transmembrane transport. The transcript has 3 exons.
AUGUCUGUUCCCCAACCGACCUCGGCGUUGACGGCCGCUGAACAACAUCGAGAACAACAAGAGCAAGAAGCCGUAGCAGCAGCAGCGGCAGCCGGUGAUGAAAAAAUAGCCCUCUCAAAAAUCGACGCUACUUCUAGUCGCACAUCAAGUAUCUCUACUCCUGAAAAUAGUGCCGAGCAAGGUGUUUCGGGAAAGGGGGCUGGUGCUGAGAAACGCAAAUGGUAUCAAAAAUUGAACCCGCUUCGGCUGCGCAAAAUUCCUCCCGUACCGGAGGAACGGUCUGUAUCUCCUGAAUAUGGUGCCGGUAUCCUCAGCGUUAUUUUGUUCCAAUGGAUGUCUCCGUUGAUGAACACUGGAUACCUACGGCCUCUGCAGCUACAAGAUAUCUGGAAAAUAAACCCCGACCGAUCUGUCCAUCGCCUCAAAACUAAACUUAUCGAGUCAUUCGGACGGCGUCACGAACGAGGUGAUAAAUAUCCGUUGCUGUUCGCUAUAUACGACGCAUUUUUCUUCGAAUUUUGGCUCGGCGGAAUCUGCAACCUAUUCAGUUCUAUUUUCAUGGUUCUCUCGCCUUAUAUGACUCGCUACUUGAUUGCUUAUGCCACGGAGGCGUAUAUUGCAAAAGCGAACCAUCAGCCGGAACCUGCCGUUGCAAAUGGUAUCGGAUUUGCUGUUGGAAUUACCGUUAUGCAAAUAUGUCAAAGUUUAUGCACCAACCAGUUCAUCUACAGAGGGUUUUUAGUUGGUGCACAGCUGAGGGCCGUGCUGAUCAAUGUGAUAUUUGAUAAAACCAUGAAAAUUUCAAAUCGUGCCAGAGCUGGUGGCAGUCUGGCCGAGGAUGCUGAUCAGGAUGGUCUGAAGGUUUUCGAAGGUAGCUUAAGCGGGCAAGGUUGGAGUAAUGGGCGUAUCAUUACUCUGAUGAGCGUUGACGCAGACCGUAUCAACACCGCAAUGGGCAUGUUCCAUCUAAUGUGGUCAUCGCCGAUUGUCAUUAUCCUCGCAAUCAUCCUCCUGUGUAUCAACAUCGGGUACAGUGCUCUUUCCGGAUUCGCAUUGUUGCUUCUCGGUAUUCCGUCCCUUACUAUGGCCAUUAAAAGUCUCUUAAAAAGAAGAAAAUCCAUCAACUACCUAACUGAUCAGCGAGUCUCUUUGACUCAAGAAAUCCUGCAAUCUGUCCGCUUUGUCAAAUUCUUUGGAUGGGAAAGCAGUUUCAUGGAGAGAUUGAGAAGUAUUCGCCGGUCAGAAAUCCGUGCGGUGCAAGUUCUCUUAGCUAUUCGAAAUGCCAUCUUGUGCGUCUCGCUGUCGAUGCCGACCUUUGCAUCAAUGGUGUCUUUCGUCACGUAUUCCUUGUCGCAGCAUGUGCUUACCCCCGCACCCAUUUUCUCGUCGUUAGCCCUUUUCAAUUCUUUACGUAUGCCAUUGAUGCUCUUCCCCCAGGUCUUGGGUCAAGUUACGGAUGCAUGGACUGGUCUCAAGCGUAUUCAGGAAUACCUGCUUGAAGAGGAAGUCACAGACGACAUCGAGUGGGAUCACAGCAUGGACGAAGCUAUCAUGUUGGAAGGCGCUUCCUUUACUUGGGAGCGAACUCCGCCUGAUGAACUAGGCCAGAAUGGAGGAAAGUCCAAGAAGGACAACGGGAAAAAGGAAGCACUUGUUGAACCCGAGGUUCCUGAAGAUGUCAUUCCAUUCAAGAUAUCGGACUUGAAUCUUUCUGUCAAGCGCAACGAGCUCAUCGCAGUCAUUGGAACAGUUGGCUCUGGAAAAACAUCGCUACUUGCCGCUCUGGCAGGCGACAUGCGACUAACUAAAGGAUCAGUUCGUCUAGGUGCAUCCAGAGCAUACUGCCCUCAGUACGCCUGGAUUCAGAAUGCUACUGUUCGAGGAAAUAUCAGUUUUGGUAAAGAGUUCGAUGAAACAUGGUACAACACAGUUGUUGACGCAUGCGCUCUACGCCCCGAUUUUGACGUUUUCCCUAAUGGAGACAGCACAGAGAUUGGAGAGCGUGGUAUUACCGUUUCUGGUGGUCAGAAGCAGCGUCUCAACAUUGCCCGUGCCAUCUACUUUGAUUCAGAUAUCAUCUUGAUGGAUGAUCCUCUAUCCGCAGUAGACGCGCAUGUCGGCCGCCACAUCAUGGAUCAGGCAAUCUGUGGCUUGCUGAAAGAUAAAUGCCGUAUUCUCGCAACUCAUCAGCUUCACGUACUUAGUCGCUGUGAUCGGAUCGUGGUCAUGGAUGAUGGUCACAUCAACGCUGUGGACACCUUUGACAAUUUGAUGCGUGACAACCUGCUAUUUCAGAGACUAAUGUCUACCACCACCCAAGACCAAGAGAAUGACAACGAAGAAGAUGAAGAGGAAGUGGGAGACGAAAUAGAAAAGGUCGAAAAGGAAGAAGCGGCGCCAGCCAAGAAGAUCAAACCUGGAAAACAGACAGCGUUGAUGCAGCAAGAAGAUCGAGCCACUACUGCCGUAGGAUGGGAAGUGUGGAAAGCUUAUAUGCUUGCUUCUGGUCACGUCCUUUAUCCGAUUUUCGUCGUGUUGGCCAUUGUUCUUACCAACGCUUCUAACAUCAUGACAAGUUUCUGGCUAACUUACUGGACUUCCGGGAAAUACAACUUGACCACCGGUCAAUACAUCGCCGGUUACGCCUCGCUUGCUGCACUGCAAGCUAUUAUCAUGUUCGUAUACUCGACCUUACUCAGCGUUGCAGGAACGAAUGCUAGUAAGAACAUGUUACAGAAAGCCAUGACGCGGGUUUUGAGAGCGCCCAUGUCAUUCUUUGACACCACGCCUUUGGGCCGAAUCACGAAUCGAUUUUCAAAAGAUGUUCAUGUUAUGGACAACGAGCUGGGCGAUGCGAUGCGUAUCUAUGGUCUCAACAUUACCAUGAUCAUUGCUAUUAUCAUCUUGAUCAUCGUGUAUUUCCACUACUUUGCCAUCGCAUUUGGGCCUUUGUUGAUCCUGUUCCUCGUCGCAGCCAACUAUUACCGAGCAUCAGCACGAGACAUGAAACGGUUUGAAUCCGUUCUGCGGUCUCAUGUCUUUUCUCGCUUUAGCGAAUCCAUUUCCGGGGUCGCCAGUAUCCGUGCGUACGGCUUACAAGAUCAUUUCAGUCGCGGUAUCAGUGAGGCAAUUGACGAAAUGGACAGCGCAUACUUUCUCACAUUCUCUAACCAGCGAUGGCUCAGUGUCCGCCUUGAUGCUGUUGGUUACAUCAUGGUGUUUGUCACCGGUAUUCUAGUCGUGACGUCCCGAUUCAAUGUCUCUCCCAGCAUUUCGGGUCUUGUGCUAUCUUACAUUCUCGCAAUUGUGCAGAUGUUGCAAUUCACUAUUCGGCAACUCGCUGAAGUCGAGAAUAGUAUGAACGCCACAGAACGACUGCACUAUUACGGAACUCAACUCGAAGAAGAGGCACCUGUCCACCUUGGCGAAGUUGAACCCGAGUGGCCCACAGAGGGCAGAAUCACAUUCUCAAAUGCUCAAAUGCGUUACCGCGCUGGUCUCCCUCUCGUUCUUAGAGGACUGAACAUGGACAUUCGCGGCGGCGAGCGAAUCGGUAUUGUUGGACGUACAGGAGCUGGAAAGUCCAGUAUCAUGUCUGCACUCUUCCGUAUCACCGAGCUAUCCGGAGGAAGUAUCACAAUUGAUGGCAAAGACAUCGGCAAAGUCGGUCUUCAAGAUCUUCGUUCACGUCUCGCUAUCAUCCCUCAAGACCCAACACUCUUCCGAGGAACGGUGCGAUCAAAUCUCGAUCCAUUCAACGAGCACAACGAUUUAGAGCUAUGGGACGCAUUGCGAAAGUCCCAUCUAAUCGGCGAACAACCCGAGGGAUCCGAGCUAGAAGAUUCCGAUGAAGAAAAGUCCCAACAAGCCCAGACCCAAAGCUCAAACCGCAUCCAACUCGACAGCACCGUCGACGAGGAAGGUCUCAACUUCUCCCUGGGUCAGCGGMAACUGAUGGCCCUCGCGCGCGCCCUGGUUCGCAACUCUCGCAUCAUCAUCUGCGAUGAAGCUACUUCAUCUGUCGAUUUUGAGACAGAUCGCAAAAUCCAACGCACCAUGGCGACCGGGUUCAAGGGCAAGACACUGUUGUGUAUAGCGCAUCGGUUGCGCACGAUUAUCACUUAUGAUCGGAUCUGCGUUAUGGAUCAGGGACGGAUAGCGGAGUUGGACGCGCCGUUGACGUUGUGGGAGAAGCAGGAUGGGAUUUUCAGGAGUAUGUGUGAUCGGAGUGGGAUUGUGAGGGAGGAUUUCUUUGCGGGUGACGAUGCAUAA